Diachasma alloeum is the source of this 1673-nucleotide messenger RNA. Its product is annotated as putative ribosome-binding factor A, mitochondrial. Gene Ontology annotation, biological process: rRNA processing. The coding region runs from base 367 to 1467 and encodes 366 amino acids. Lineage: Eukaryota; Metazoa; Arthropoda; Insecta; Hymenoptera; Braconidae. The transcript is spliced from 3 exons. The record is from RefSeq and is a predicted model, not a curated record.
CGCAACUGUUCCUGCUACAAUGUUUCACCCAUUGUUAUCAGCCAACGAUUGUUUUCCAACAUAGUAUUUUCUUCAUAUGAUUCUUCAAAAUAAACUCUCCAACUUUCCUAUUUGUCUUCAUUUAUAAUAAUAAUAAUAAUAAUAAUAAUAAUAAUAAUAAUAAUCAGCAUAUUUUUUUCAUCAUUUUAUAAUCGAAUGGUGGCGCCACAAUGUAAAUUAUAGAGAGGUCUUGGAUACAAGUGGAAAUUACAUAGAGAGGGGGUACCCACCGAAGAAAAACCUUAUAUUGGGAAAGUAUAUACUUUAACCUGAAAAUUCAACUCCUUAUAUUUUUCUUUUUAAAAGUAUAAUAAUAAAUAGACAGCAAUGUUGCAAUUGAAUAAAGUCUCAUUGACGUACAGUUAUUGUCGAUACUUCAUGAUAACUAGUAGUAUAAGAAAUAAAAAUUAUUUUGCUAGGCAAGGAAAAUUUAUAAAAAAACUCAUGCGUGAAGAUGCUCCAAAAAAAAAGUGGCACAUGACGAAACCAGGAAGAGUGCAACAAUCAUUCAGCGGCGAUAGUAUUAAAGUCAUUAGUCCCCAUGUGACGCGACGUUUGAACGUUUUGAAUAAAUUGUUCAUGACGCACAUCACAGAUUUAAUGACAACUGGAGAAGUGUCGGGACAAAUUGUCGGUCGAGGUAUCGAAAUAUCUCGUGUCAAAUUGGCCAAUGAUUUUCAUGUUGUUAGAGUUUACUGGUUCUGCAAUGAUGACGAUACUGAUCGGUUAGAAGAAACUACUCGGCAUCUGGAGCAGAUUGCUUUCAGAUUGAGACAUGAGUUGUCACAAUUAAAAGUCAUUGGUGUUGUGCCACAGAUACUAUUCGUUAAAGAUAAAGCUGUAGCUGCAAAUUUGGAACUCCAGAAGAGAAUAGCAGAAGCUGAUUAUGGAGAAGAUCACGUUCCAAUUGUGAACAUUUCCCCGCCAAAACCCCAAUUAACUUUAUACACACCAUUGCCGGAGGAUGUCAGGAAAAAGAUUUUAGAGUAUUCAGAGGAAGAUAAAGAGGAGGCAGAAGAUGAUGCGUUUUAUGCUGUAGAUCUGCCUCCAAUGAAACAUGAUGUACUUGGUUUGAAUCAUUGGAAAAUAAUGUUCCGGGUAAAAAUGUCUCUGAAUAAACUACGCGCCGUUGAAGCUUCAAAGAAACAGUGGUCACCUCUCGAUUGCCAACAACCCUUUAAUCCUGAGAGCAUGAAAAUACAUCAGAAUACUACUAGUGAAGAGAUGAAAGCAUUCGAUGAUUUCUUAUUGAAAAGAAAAAUCGAUGAGAAACGUAGGGACCGGUGGGAAUUGAGAGAUUGGAAUAACAUCAUGUUGGAAAAUGACAAAGAAACAGACGAGGACAACGAGAGCUACGACGACUUUGAAGAGGAACAUUAUGCUGAAAUGUUUGAUGGUACUGAUGAUCCUCAGGAAACUCUGCAAUGAAACCUUUCUCAUACGUAGAUGAGAAGCUGUAAAUACCCUAUUGAUACUGCAGUAAUAAUAAUCUAAUUUUUCUUUAUUAUCAUAAAGAUCAUCACAGUUUCAUUAUGGUAACAAUAUAAUUUCACAAUAUUCUAGUCUCCAUGAUCUACACGUUGAAUUGAACUGAUUGAAUAAUUUUUUUUCCUUUAAAAAAAAAACAGACGCAU